Molecule: messenger RNA, 600 nt
Organism: Nezara viridula (southern green stink bug)
Lineage: Eukaryota; Metazoa; Arthropoda; Insecta; Hemiptera; Pentatomidae
Source: the annotation of a GenBank genome assembly
AUGGCUGAUGAAAUUGCAUCAGCAAUGGAGCAGGAAAUGGUGGAAGAACAGGCUAUAAAGUGCCCAAGGCCUUCAGCAAAGAGGCAAAGGAAAGGAUCUCCUGACGCCCGAGAAGAAACAGAUAAAGAACGUGUAGACGAUAGUCUUCUGCAAGAUGCACGUAGAAUCAAAGAAAACAUCAGGGUCUACAUGAACGCAACAGACAGGAACGUGAGUGCGAAGGUACAAAAGCACGUUAAUGGGAAAAUGCAGCAGUUAAUAGAUAUAAUGGAGACAAUAUAUGAUAAGAACUAUGAAAAAACGUUUUUAGUACAACGUGUGGUAAAGGACACAUUAGCUUCCUCUGAAAUGUAUGAUAUCAUAGUAAAUGCAUUAGUGGAAAAAGCAGUACCUAUGGUUAUCGAGGGACUCAAGUCGGAAAGUAAAACCAUACAAAGACCACUGUCAGAACCUCAGACAUCUCGGGAGUUUCCAUGCGUUAAAGAACAACCGCUAUUAGCCGAUGCCCACGCUAUUAUUGAGACCACGGAGAAUGGAAGUUUCCAGGAAAACCCGGACCUCCUCCACUACAGCCAACCAAUUACGUAUCCAAUCAGAUAG